UCUCCUCCACAUCCGCCGCCUCUUUAUUAAAUCCGUUCUCCUCUCUUUUCUCGCUUUCACCAUUGAGCAGUUACAAAGGAAACUGCUUGGCCUGCAUUCUCAAUUCAACCGGCAAACGAGCGGCCGCCGAUUUCAUCCCUCUCCCUUGCCAUCGCCAUUUUUUCCUCCAUCCUUCCACCCAUCCAAACAGGGGCGUCAUGGACAGCGACUACUUGGAGAACCCCCUUUACAGCGAGCUCAAACACUUUUGCAGGAAAGUCCAGGAGGCCUACAAUGAGCUCAAGGAGGAACUGACACCCUACAGGGAUGAGCGCUUUUACAGGCUUUCUUUUCCUGCUCCGCCCCUCUUUGGAUGGCGUCACACUAUAGUGUUUUCACCCAGCUGGCUUCUUCAACGCGGAUGUAGUCUCACCGCCAAAGCGACUUUUCUUGACAAAACGGCACAAAUGGAGCCAUUGGCGCCCAUGCGCCUCUACACACUAUCCAAAAGACAUUUCGUAUUGGUCUUCGUGCUCUUCCUCGCUUGUUUCGGCCUCACAGUUUUGAUCGGAAUUGCAGGCCCAAAGAUUCUUUCUGAGCAGGUGUACAAUGGGGACCAGUUCCUUGCCAAAAAUGUCUCCGUUCAGACUGGGCCCUUCGGUCUAAUUUCCCCUCCUCUCACCACAUAUCAUCAGCAGUUGUGGCUCACCUGUGUGAUUCAGGCUCAACACAGCAAUGUGGGCGACUUCCAGCAGCCUUUUGAGAUCGACGUGGAGCUCAAGGGUGUGUUGCCCGAUGCCAGCGUGACGCAUGUCAACAGCGUCCGCAGCAAGUCGCGAACGCUGCACUGCGGUACCAAAUGCGACGAGAUCAUCGUGCUGCAUCUGGGCUACCUCAACUACAGCCAAUACCAGGUCACGGUCAGCUUCAAAGGCCUUGAAAACAUCACAUACGACCUGAAGGUCAACUUUGUGUGGAAAACCUACAAUCCCACCUUUUCCCAAGUGGAGAUCUGGUUCCGCUUUGUCUUUGUGCUGUUGACCUUCAUGGUCACGUGUCUGUUUGCUCACUCGCUGAGGAAGUUUUCCAUGCGGGACUGGGGCAUCGAGCAGAAGUGGAUGGCCAUCCUCAUGCCUCUGUUGCUGCUCUACAAUGAUCCGUUUUUUCCGCUGUCCUUCCUGGUGAACAGCUGGUUUCCCGGCACGUUGGACGCCUUCUUCCAGGCUCUGUUCCUGUGCGCCCUGCUGCUCUUCUGGCUCUGCGUCUUCCACGGCAUCCGUGUUCAGGGCGAGCGGCGAUGCCUGACCUUCUACCUGCUGAAGGUGGUCAUCGUGGGACUUCUGUGGCUGUCGGCCGUCACGCUGGGCAUCUGGCAGACGGUCAAUGAAGUCCAAGACCCCACCUACCAGUACUAUGUGGACAUCCAGAACUUUGAGGGCAUGAAGUUGUUCUUCCUGAUUAUCGUUGUCCUCUACGUCCUCUACUUGACCUUCCUGAUUGUCAGAGCCUGCUCGGAACUCAAGAACAUGCCCUACUCAGAUCUGCGGCUCAAGUUCUUGACAGCGCUGACGUCUGUGGUCCUCGCUAUAAGCUUGGUCAUUCUUUACUUGAGAUUCGGUGCCAAGGCGCUCCAGGACAAUUUUGUGGCCGAGCUGUCCACUCACUACCAAAACUCAGCCGAGUUUUUGUCCUUUUACGGACUGCUCAACUUUUACUUGUACACGUUGGCGUUUGUGUACUCUCCCUCCAAAAAUGCCCUUUACGACUCCCAGUUGAAAGAUAAUCCCGCUUUCUCCAUGCUAAACGACUCCGACGACGACGUCAUCUACGGGAGCGAUUAUGAGGAAAUGCCUUUGCAAAACGGACGCGCCAUCAAAGCGACCACCAAGUUCCAGGACGAGAGCGAUAGCGACUGAUGCGGUGUAGACAAACAAACAAACAACAACUAAAAAAAAGCAUCAUGUUUAUGUGUAAAUAAGAAAUAUUUUCACAAUGUUACUCUGCAAGUGUACAUAUGAAUAUUUUUAAGAACAGGGCCACUUCUCCAGAAAUGGACUGUACUGUAGUUCUACUGAAAAUGGAGGAUUGUCGUUUUUUUUUUUUUUUUGGAAAUCGCAAGAUUUAUUUGCCGUUCACGACCAGCAUUUCUUCACGAUAAAGGAGUAAUAGGGCCACUCUGAAA
This is a messenger RNA of Hippocampus comes (tiger tail seahorse), 2161 nucleotides long. It is a transcript of the gene tmem181, whose product is annotated as transmembrane protein 181. Gene Ontology annotation, molecular function: toxic substance binding. The transcript has 18 exons. The record is from RefSeq and is a predicted model, not a curated record. NCBI's taxonomy places the organism in Eukaryota, Metazoa, Chordata, Actinopteri, Syngnathiformes, Syngnathidae. Bases 198 to 1895 code for a protein of 565 amino acids.